Messenger RNA from Debaryomyces hansenii CBS767, 1743 nucleotides. RefSeq names its product serine/threonine-protein kinase. Gene Ontology annotation, molecular function: protein kinase activity; ATP binding. The record is from RefSeq and is a predicted model, not a curated record. The transcript has a single exon. NCBI's taxonomy places the organism in Eukaryota, Fungi, Ascomycota, Pichiomycetes, Serinales, Debaryomycetaceae. Gene Ontology annotation, cellular component: nucleus; cytoplasm; centrosome. Bases 1 to 1743 code for a protein of 580 amino acids. Gene Ontology annotation, biological process: protein phosphorylation; chromosome segregation.
AUGUCAUCUAGUCCCGCAGCGAAUGAAUAUGAUGCAUUAGAAGUCAUAGGAAAAGGAUCGUAUGGAACGGUUAGAAAAGUUCAAGAAAAAUCAAGUGGUGAAAUAUUUGUUCGAAAGGAAAUAGAAUAUAAUUCAAUGAAUAAUCAAGAAAGAAACCAAUUAAUAUCGGAAUUAAGAAUAUUAAGAGAACUAAAUCACCCAAAUAUUGUUAAAUACUUCCGACAUGACCACAUUAUGCAAAAAAAGUCCAUACAUAUAUAUAUGGAAUAUUGUGAUGGAGGAGACCUUGCACAAGUAAUUUCAAAUUUUAGAAAAAAUAAAGAAAUGGUUCCAGAAGAGUUUAUUUGGCAGGUUUUAGUCCAGACGUUGUUAGCCUUACACAGGUGUCAUUAUGGGAUCGAUGCCAAGAAAGUAAAUCUAUUUUCAAAUCCAGUUGAUGAUAAAGAACCAACCAUAGACUCAGAAACAGUCGUUAUUCAUCGGGAUAUAAAACCAGAUAAUAUUUUUAUGUUGAACUCCGGUAAAUCAAUUAAAUUAGGGGAUUUUGGUUUAGCCAAGAUGUUAACUUCUCAGAACGAUUUUGCCAAAACAUAUGUGGGAACACCUUAUUACAUGUCUCCUGAAGUAUUAAUGGACAAUCCAUACUCACCCGUGUGUGAUAUUUGGUCACUAGGAUGUGUAUUAUUUGAACUCUGUACUUUACAACCACCCUUUCAAGCAAAAACUCAUUUACAAUUACAAAGUAAAAUCAAGCAAGGGAUAAUUCCAGACUUACCAGGUAUUUAUUCAUCGCAACUUAGAUCUAUUAUAAAAGAAUGCAUAACAGUGGAUCCGGAGUUGCGGCCAUCUUGUUAUGAUUUGCUAGAAACUUUAUCGAUUAGAUUCUUAAGGAAGGAAAUGGAGUUGAAAGAGAUAAAUACAAAUUUGAAUGAGUUUCAAAAGCAAUUAUUGACUAAGAAUGACGAAUUAAAAAAGAAGGAAUCAUUAUUAAAUAAUAUCGAACGAAAAAUAUUUGCUCAAAGAGAAGAUCUAGAAAAUGAAUACAAUAAUAUGCAAAAGAAAUGUAAUUCACAGAAAAAACAACUAGAAGAAGAGCUAAUUGAGGAAUUUGAGAUGAGAAAAAAAUCCAUGGAUCAGGAGGCAAAAGAAGUCAGACUUGGUUAUCAAAGGGAAUUCAAAAUGGUAGUUGAACAUGAAGUUCAGCUAAGACUAAAGGAUAUCUUAGGUAAACAAAAGCAUCAGCAACAACAACAGCAACAACAACAGCAUCUACAACAGCAUCAACAACAGCAUCAACAUCAAAAUCAACACCAGCAUCCACAAUAUCAACAACCUCAACCUUAUCAAGAAUUGAGUAGGAAGAAAUCUGAUCCGUUAUCUUCACCAUCUCCAAGCAAAGCAACAACUAGGAAUACCUUGUACCUGGCUAACCAUUAUGCUGCCCCUAAUGAACAUGUAGUACUGCCAAAUAAGCCUAAAGGGCCCAAGGAGCUACAAUUAGACGACCAAUCAAAAUUAUUGUCACCACAACUAACGAGACGAAUUCCAUUGAAAACAAGAAACAGCGAAAAUAGCGAUUACGAUUCCAAUGGAUAUUAUUCUGACCAAUAUAAGUCAUCACCAACCAGAUUUCUGGGAAAUAACUAUAAGAAAAGAGUUACUGAUGAAUUAGAGAGGCUAAGCUUAGAAAAGAGAAAUAUUCCUGAAUUUGAGGAAUUAUACAUCAGAAAGAAUAGGCACUAA